AUGGCGCGAUGGUCGGAAACCGCAGUGCUACAGCGACUGAAGAAAGUAGGUGCUCCAAAAGUGCUUGCCUUUGCUUGCUUGCUACUUCUUUGGAAUACGUCGAUCUCCUUUGAGCCGCCAUACUUGUUUGUUGAAACAUUUUCUGGUGAAGCUGCUGCCACCAGAGCUGUUCGACAUUGUUUCCCGGCCAGAGCGACUGCAGCUUCCGAUAUCAAGUACACGGUCUCCAUGGACAUCAACACCAGUGGUGGGAUGGGGGCGUGUCUUACGGCAAUACUCCGUGGGGAUGCAAGUGGUGGAUUCGUUCAUUGGCUGGGGGUCUUGUGCUCAAGCUUUGUAACUACAUCCAGGGGAUCCUCUGGCCGGAGCCUUCUCAACCCAGAAGGCCUAGAGUCUUACCCAUCAGUGCUGGCAUCAAACCAUAUGGCGGCAAGGGUGGCUCUCCUUUGCAUUGCUACGUACGCUUUCUUUGGCACCUGGAUCAUAGAGCAGCCUAACUCUUCAAUCCUGUUUCAAACAAAGAGGAUGCAACACGUGUGCGGCCUAAUGCAGGUGUUUAAGAGCGGCUUUUGGAUGUGGCACUACAAAGCCAGGACCCAAAAGCGCACAAUGCUCUGGAGUCCCAGUAAAUUAAUUGGAAAGUUUUGGCGUGGUAAGUUGAACAGAGCAGAGUACUUGCGAGAUCGUGACAGCCGCAACCCUGACCACAAGCCUCCUCCUUGUCGCCAAUACCGGGACAAGUCUGGGCGGAAGAGGUUUCAAGGAACCUCGUCGCUGCGCGAUACAGGGACCUACACCUACCAGUUCGGCCUGAAGAUAGCUUCUUUGAUUCGUGAUCUACUGCCUUCACAAGACCCGGCUCCACAUGAUGAGACUGUAGAUCCUAUAGCUGUGUGGGAGUCAUGGAGCUGGGGGGACAUGUGGGAUGACGCGUCCAUGCGAGAUUUAGUCGCAUACUUGUAUGGAAGUGCUUCCCUCAGUAUUCCCCCAGAAUGGAGGAGAGUGCUACCAAGGGAGCUGUAG
Durusdinium trenchii is the source of this 1023-nucleotide messenger RNA. Lineage: Eukaryota; Dinophyceae; Suessiales; Symbiodiniaceae. The record is from the annotation of a GenBank genome assembly.